AGUCUACUUUCUGUUUGGGCAUCGCUGGCUUCACACGUGUUUCUCGGAUGGUAACUGUUUGACCAAGACAGAUAUUGCGUUUGAUCAACAACUCUUGGUGGCUCUCGCCAUGGGAAGGAGCAAAGCCAAACAAUCGCACAAAACGAAACGGGCCUCAAAGAAAAAUGAGACCAAGGAAAAUAAGCAUGCCGAAAGCAGCGUUGAAGAGCUCCUCUCGAUGGUGGAAAGUGCCAUGGACGAACUUCAGUUUGACCAGGCGAGGCAGUUGGGCGAAAGAGCGCUGCGGCUCGAACCGGACAAUCUGAAGACCCUGGACGUUCUGUCUGGUCUUCUGCUUGAAAUGGGAGACGUGGCUGGGGCGUCCCAGCUGCUGCAGAGGAUGAUCGAGCUGGAGCCAGACGACGGUUUCCGGAAGUACCUGUCGAUGGGACAGCUUUGUGAUGGCAAAGAGUCUCUGAGACACUAUUCCAAGGGUGUCGAAAUUCUUCAGAGGCUUCUAGGGGAGAGGCAGGGUGCCUCUGCAGAAGCGGAUCCAGAGGGCAGUGGACACCUGAGCCGUGAACUGUCUUCUGCAUACUGUGCAAUGGCCGAGAUCUACAUGACUGACUGCUGCUUCGAAGGAGACGCCGAGACGCAGUGCGCCGAGCUGAUAGAAAGGGGCCUGGCGGCCGACCCUAAGAAUCCGGAGGCCUUGCAGUGUCAAGCCAGCUACCUGCUGGUCAAGCAGGACACAGAGGGGGCGCAGCAAGCGAUGCGCAGGAGCCUAGACCUAUGGUUACCACAGCACGAGCGACUUUGCCAGGGAAAUCAAGGCGAAGAGGAUGGGCAGGACCCGGUAGAGGUGUGCCCGCUGAGUUACAGCUGCAGAGUCAGUUGUGCCAAGGUGCUCAUCGAGCUGGAGAUGAUGGAUGAGGCCAAUGCUGUCCUGGACGGCCUGGUGGAAGAGGACGACGAGGUGGUAGAUGUCUGGUACCUGCUGGGAUGGCUGAAUUACCUGAGGGCCGGGGAGUACAUGGACAACGCUCGCUUCUACCUGACCAAGGCUAAACAGGUUGCCCGCAAAGUGCAUUUCGAAGACUCCGAAGAACUGGCCCACAUCGAAGAGCUUUUGGCCGAGAUCGGGACAGCCUCCGAGGACGACGUAGAAGGCGAGGGAGAAGGGGAGGGGGACAGCUUUGCCAGCGACAGCGAAGAGGAGGAGGAGGCCAUGGAAGUGUGACAAGCGGAAGCGAUUCGAAAUAGGCAGAGAUCUGGGAAAGCGAAUUGUUUUGAGAUAUAUUUAAAUGAAGUUUUUAAAAAACACGCAAA
Molecule: messenger RNA, 1308 nt
Organism: Ixodes scapularis (black-legged tick)
Lineage: Eukaryota; Metazoa; Arthropoda; Arachnida; Ixodida; Ixodidae
Product: probable assembly chaperone of rpl4
Exons: 10
Coding region: 110-1219 (369 amino acids)
Molecular function (GO): protein binding
Source: RefSeq, a predicted model, not a curated record